AUGGAAUCAAAUGAUAAGGAAGUUGCUCCAAUACAACUUUAAAAUGGACAUUUGUUCUCCAAGUACAUUUUUAUUGAUAUUUUAGGCAGAGCAUUUUCUCGAGAUAAAGUUGAGAAAUUACUCAAGAUGCUCUCUAAGAACACGCAUGUGGAAAGAAUCGCUACUCCUACUAGAUUACAGUUCUCAACAAAAAUCUCAAAGUUGAAGCCAAGCACCAGAUUCCACAUCCUAUUUAUUGCAUGA
Molecule: messenger RNA, 243 nt
Organism: Stylonychia lemnae
Lineage: Eukaryota; Ciliophora; Spirotrichea; Sporadotrichida; Oxytrichidae
Source: the annotation of a GenBank genome assembly